CUCUUCGGCCUGAAGCAAGGUAUCUUCCUAACAAUAAACUGAGUGUGAAGAGAAGGGGAAGAAGAACGCCAACGUCACGAGUGUCAUCGCCUCCAAAGCGAGGCUAUCUACAUCGAGAAUCUCCCAGUCAACCAUUACACCUGAAUCACACCUUCUCGUCGAGAUCGAAAGACAAAGCACUUAGACGGAACGUCAACAUGCAGCCACCAAAAACCACCGUCCGUCCCAUCCAGCGGUUUGCCUCGGCCGUGUCCAAGUGCUCCGUCGAGUCCGCCGCCUACGGCAAAUGCAUCCUAGCAGACUACAACUCCGUCCACAAGGACAUGUGCGUCAAGGAGUUUAUGCGCUUGAAGGAUUGUUACUUGUUGGCCGCCAAGAAAGCAUAGCUUACCUAGUCUGCCUCUAGGUAAACCACAAGACAUCAAGUACCAGGAAUCUUUUUUGAACAUUUCAUCAACCAUCAUCAUCCAUCAUUGCUAGUCUAUCCCACACAUGUUUUGACUCGCUUGAACUUUUCCCACAUCACAUCGACAGCCUUUUCUACUAGUGUAGACUUUAAACUUAAAGCCUCAACAACCUCAACAAGAAGGUAGCCUUGCCAA
Messenger RNA from Neurospora crassa OR74A, 602 nucleotides. RefSeq lists its product as hypothetical. Bases 198 to 386 code for a protein of 62 amino acids. The transcript is spliced from 3 exons. Gene Ontology annotation, biological process: mitochondrial respiratory chain complex I assembly. Lineage: Eukaryota; Fungi; Ascomycota; Sordariomycetes; Sordariales; Sordariaceae. The record is from RefSeq and is a predicted model, not a curated record. Gene Ontology annotation, cellular component: mitochondrion.